Hordeum vulgare subsp. vulgare (domesticated barley) is the source of this 1477-nucleotide messenger RNA. RefSeq names its product 3-ketoacyl-CoA synthase 6-like. The transcript has a single exon. Gene Ontology annotation, biological process: fatty acid biosynthetic process. The coding region runs from base 32 to 1477 and encodes 481 amino acids. NCBI's taxonomy places the organism in Eukaryota, Viridiplantae, Streptophyta, Magnoliopsida, Poales, Poaceae. Gene Ontology annotation, cellular component: membrane. The record is from RefSeq and is a predicted model, not a curated record. Gene Ontology annotation, molecular function: acyltransferase activity, transferring groups other than amino-acyl groups.
GCACGUAAACUACAAUUGCACUGCCAACAACAUGAGUUCAGGUUCUGAUCUCAAGGGCCUCACAUUGCUAUACAAUCGCACUGCCAAAAUCCUCGUCCAGCCAAUUGUCACCACAACCACACUCGCACCUGGCGUCCUCAACAAAGGUGCACCAUGGCUUGCUGCAGCACACCAAAUUGUGCCCCAAUCCAGUGCUAUUAUUGUGGUCGUUCUACUCAUCAUCACGGCCACCGUCUACCUUGCAUUUCGUCCUAAAAUUGUAUAUCUUAUUGAUUACGCUUGCUUCCAACCAAGUUCCAACUUAAGAGUCGCAAAGGCAAACUUCCUCGAGCAUCAACAUCUCUCGCCUUUGCUUGUUGAUUCUACAGUUAACUUCAUAGCUACUGUUCUUGAGCGCUCAGGCAUGGGCGAUGAAACAUGUGUCCCGCCUGUACUUCACUAUAUAGAGCCAUACUGUGGGCUUGAUGAAGCACGCGCCGAAGCAGAGUUGGUUGUCUUCUCGGCAGUCGAUGACCUUUUGGCCAAGACAGGCAUUAACCUUGAUGCGAUCAGUGUUCUUAUAACCAACAUCAGUGCAUUUUGCCCGGUACCAUCCAUUGCCGACGUGAUUGUGAACAGAUACAAGUUGCGAGGCGAUCUACGCAUCAUCAACCUCUCAGGGAUGGCGUGCUCUGCCUCAGUGAAUGCAGUGGGGCUCGCCAGUAACAUGUUGCGGGUCAUGCCUCGGGGGUCACACGCGUUGCUGGUGUCAACAGAGACUAUUGGACCGUCCUACUAUGAGGGGAAUACGCGUUCUAUGCAGUUGUCUAACAUCUUGUUCCGCAUAGGCGGUGCUGCCAAGUUGUUGUCGUGUUCUAGGGGCAAGGCUCGGUUCCGGCUUGGUCAUUUCACACGGACGAUCACUGCAGCAAACAACGAUGCCUACCAGUGUGCUUAUCAAGAGGAGGAUGAGGAGGGAAACCUAGGGGUUGCUCUCUCUAAGGACAUUAUGAAUGUUGCUAGAGAUACGCUCAAGGUCAAUAUCAUGGCAACUGCACCUCUUGUCUUACCAGCAUCAGAGUUCCUCAUGUUUUUGCUCUUCUUCGUGGCGAAAAAGGUGUUCUGUCGAAGGAAUACCAGACCAUACAUCCCUAACUUUUGUGUUGCAUUUGAGCAUUUCUGCAUCCAUGUUGGUGGACCAGCGGUCAUCACCUCAGUACAACGUGGUCUUAAUCUAUCAGACAAGCAUGUUGAGCCAUCAAAGAUGACACUUCAUCGAUUUGGAAACCAGUCGACCUCAUCGGUGUGGUAUCAAUUAUCAUACAUCGAGGCCAAAGGCCGGAUGAAGAAAGACGAUAAAGUGUGGAUGAUCGGAUUUGGUGCAGGGUAUGAGUGCAAUACCAUUGGAUGGGUGUGUAUACAACCAUCUUCACGUGUGGAUGGACCCUGGGCUAGCUGCAUCCAUCGUUACCCAGUAGAUGUCUCCAAGAUUGGUUAA